CUCAUCUCCUCCUCCUCCUCCUCGAUCUCUUGCCCUAGUAGACUAGAUAGGCUACCUACUCUACUACCACGAGCUUCUUCCACAUGCAGCAGCAGCGGUGUGAGCGAUCGAUCGAUCGAGCUAGCUAUCUAGCUGCCCGUGCAUGAUUCCGGUGGAGGUGGAGGCGGCGGGAGCCGGGAGGAGGAUGCAGGGGGAGGCGGUGGUGCCGAUGAUGCUGCCGCCCUUCUUCAUGGACUCCGGAAUCUGGCCGGCGCCGGGGGUCGCCGACGCCGCGGCGGGCUCCGCGGAGGACGAGGCCGCGGCGGCCGCCGCGGCCCACGACCGCGCGCUCGCCGCGUCGCGCAACCACCGCGAGGCCGAGAAGCGCCGCCGCGAGCGGAUCAAGUCGCACCUCGACCGCCUCCGCGCCGUCCUCGCGUGCGACCCCAAGAUAGACAAGGCGUCCUUGCUGGCGAAGGCGGUGGAGAGGGUGCGCGACCUUAAGCAGCGGAUGGCCGGCAUCGGCGAGGCGGCGCCGGCGCACCUGUUCCCGACGGAGCACGACGAGAUCGUGGUGCUCGCGUCGGGCGGCGGCGCGGCGGCGGUGUUCGAGGCAUCCGUCUGCUGCGACGACCGCUCCGACCUCCUCCCGGAGCUCAUCGAGACGCUGCGAGCGCUCCGCCUCCGCACGCUCCGCGCCGAGAUGGCCACGCUCGGCGGCCGCGUCCGCAACGUGCUCGUUCUGGCGCGCGACGCCAGCGCCGGCGCCGACGACGACGACAGCACCGCCGAUUACUCGGCCGGCUCCACCGACGGCGGCGACUUCCUAAAGGAAGCCCUGAGGGCUCUGGUCGAGAGGCCGGGCGUCGCCGCCGGCGACCGACCGAAGCGGAGGCGUGUCGUCUCCGACAUGAACAUGCAAGCUGCAGCCUAGCCGGCCAUAGCUCAACAUAGCUAUCAGUUUGCUCUUGGUAUACUACGUACUUUGCUUGCCAUGUUUUACUUAGUUUUUGUGUGCUAAUUAAUCAGUUGCUCUUCAUAUAUGGCUCUUCUUGGUGAUACAAUAUUGCCAACCAAUAAGCCAUGUAUGAUUAAUUAGGAUAUAUAUAUUACCAUUAGGGUUUGCUUGAGCUUUCAUCAAAGCUGUUCCAAAGCCAAUGCAAACCCAGCCACUGAAAUAACAAUGUCAGCAUGCCCAAUAUAUAUGCAAGGUUGCAGACUUACCCAACUAAUUAAGCACAACAUAUAUAUGCAUGUAUCAACAUUGGAAGUCAAAUAUACAUAUAACACAUCAUCACAGGCUUAAAA
Messenger RNA from Oryza brachyantha (malo sina), 1287 nucleotides. RefSeq names its product transcription factor bHLH106-like. NCBI's taxonomy places the organism in Eukaryota, Viridiplantae, Streptophyta, Magnoliopsida, Poales, Poaceae. Gene Ontology annotation, molecular function: DNA-binding transcription factor activity; protein dimerization activity. The coding region runs from base 143 to 913 and encodes 256 amino acids. The record is from RefSeq and is a predicted model, not a curated record. The transcript has 2 exons. Gene Ontology annotation, biological process: regulation of DNA-templated transcription.